Ostreococcus tauri is the source of this 1559-nucleotide messenger RNA. Its product is annotated as Kelch-type beta propeller. The record is from RefSeq and is a predicted model, not a curated record. The annotation marks the transcript as partial. Gene Ontology annotation, molecular function: protein binding. The transcript has a single exon. Lineage: Eukaryota; Viridiplantae; Chlorophyta; Mamiellophyceae; Mamiellales; Bathycoccaceae.
GGGGGGGGGCGACGGCGCUGUGUGCGAGUCAAGGGACGGCGAAGCGGGUGCGAGAGGCGCUCGGGCGCGGCGGCGGCGGCGGCGACGCGACGCGAUUGGAUGUGUUGACGCGAGAUCGAGCGGCGAUCGCGCGAUUGGCGACGUGUGAUUUGAUGGUUGUGGACGUGGAGGACGAGCGAGGGGUGGAGGGGACGGCGCGGGCGUGCGCGCUCGGAUUACGGGCGCGCGGCGUUCGAUUGGUCGUCGCGCGGUCGCCGGCGAUGGCGGCGAUGGCGGCGGGCGCGGCGGGUGAGAUGACGGUCGAGGAGUUCAUGAGGAGCAUGGUGACGCUGGAUGAGACGCCGGAGCCGAGCGCGUCGGAGCUUUGGGGGAACGCGUGGGCGAACAUUUUUGCCGAGCGAGGCGACGGUUGUCGAUUUCACAACUACGCCGAACGCGGAUGCGAGAAGGACAAGGCGGGAGAGACGUGUGCGCACGGACACGCCGCGUGCAUGUAUUGCGACGGUGAUUCGCACCGUGCGUUCACGUGCGAGACGCUCAUCGAGCACGCUCGCGCGGCCAGGGUCAUCGCGUCGAGCGCUUUACGAGCCGCGGCGACGAAGACGAAAUCGCUCGGCGAGCUUCACCGCGAGCGAAUUCGAUCGAGAGCGAGCGCGUCGGGGGCUGCGUCGAAACGUCGACCGUAUUUAUACGUAAUGGGAGGACGAAAUCGCGGUCUCACGGUAGGUGUGGUGGAGCGUUACGACGUUUUGGAGAACAAAUGGGAGCGGGCGCCGACGCUCGUCGAGCCGAGAGGAUCUCACGGCGCGUGUGCGGUGGGAUCAACGCUCUACGUCGUCUCGGGUGGUGGGUGUAAAUCCAAUCUCACAUCCAUGGAGACUCUGGACACGUCCAGCGAUGGCGAAGCGUCUUGGACGAUGCACGACAAUGUCGUGAAACCACGUCACGCCAUGGGUUCAGCGGCAACGCGCGACGGCAAGGUGUACACCGUCGGUGGCUGGUUCAACGGUUCAGAGGCCCUGGGACAGUGCGAUGUGUACGAUUGCGACACGAAAAUGUGGUCCAAACGGGCAGAGCUCAACUACGCGCGAAGACUCCACGGCGUGUGUGCGACGGACGAUGGCUGUGUGUUCGUUUUUGGCGGGACAGUUUUCACCGGAUGCGACAGCUCCACCGCCGAGCGGUACGAUCCCGUCGAAGACAACUGGACGGAAAUAGCCCGACUUCCAUUUCCAGCGUGUGCAACAGCGUGCGCCGUCGGUUCGGAUUGUUUCGUCUUCACCUGGGGCACGCAGGCGAAGGAGCGUCGAUCCGGCGGCUUUUACCGAUACGAUCCAAAAGCCGAUAUCUACGAGCCCCUCGGAACGCUCCCGCUCGCGCAGUGGUUCGGUUUCGCCGUGUGCGCGCACCAAAACGUCAUCUACGUCAUCGGAGGCAUCGUUGACGGCCGAUGGACCGGUCGAUCCUUCGCCUACCACAUCUCCGAACGCGCGUGGGAAGAAAUAGCGCCCAUGGCCUACCCGCGCCGCCGCACCGCCGCCGCCGUCGUCGAGAUCUAG